Peromyscus maniculatus bairdii (prairie deer mouse) is the source of this 2518-nucleotide messenger RNA. Lineage: Eukaryota; Metazoa; Chordata; Mammalia; Rodentia; Cricetidae. The record is from RefSeq and is a predicted model, not a curated record.
UCCAUUUAUGGGCGCACCAAGGGCCGAUAUCAGUGUCGAUGGCAUUCGCUCUCAGCUAUUCUUAGGAGCCUCCCAGGAGCUCUGCACAGCCUGGCCAGGCAGAGAGCAGAGAAGGCCGUCGCUGUCAGCACCAGUAUGUCCUACAGUGUGACUCUGACAGGGCCCGGGCCCUGGGGCUUCCGUCUUCAGGGAGGCAAGGACUUCAAUAUGCCCCUCACUAUCUCCCGGAUCACUCCAGGCAGCAAGGCAGCCCAGUCCCAGCUCAGCCAAGGAGACCUUGUGGUGGCCAUUGAUGGGGUCAACACGGACACCAUGACCCACCUGGAGGCCCAGAACAAGAUCAAGUCUGCCAGCUACAACCUGAGCCUUACCCUGCAGAAGUCCAAGCGUCCCAUUGCCAUCUCCACAGCAGCGCCCCCUAUCCAGUCCCCACUGCCAGUGAUUCCCCACCAGAAGGACCCUGCUCUGGACACGAACGGCAGCCUGGUGACUCCCAGCCCCAGCCCUGAGGCGAGGGCCAGCCCAGGCACCCUGGAGUUCGGGGACACCUUUAGCUCCUCCUUCUCCCAGACCUCUGUCUGCACCCCACACAUGGAGGCCCUGGAGCCUGUCCUUCCUCAGGGCAGCCCAGUGGCCAAGGCCAGCCCAGAGGGUGUACAGGGCACAGUCAGCCCCAAAGUUCUGCCAGGCCCCAGCCAACCGAGACAAUAUAACAACCCCAUUGGCCUGUACUCAGCAGAGACCCUGAGGGAGAUGGCUCAGAUGUAUCAGAUGGGCCUCCGAGGGAAGGCCUCAGGUGCCGGACUCCUAGGAGGGAGCCUCCCCGUGAAAGACUUGGCCGUGGACAGCGCCUCUCCAGUGUACCAGGCCGUGAUCAAAAACCAAAGCAAGCCGGAAGACGAGGCUGACGAGUGGGCCCGCCGCUCCUCCAACCUGCAGUCCCGCUCCUUCCGCAUCCUGGCCCAGAUGACAGGGACGGAAUACAUGCAAGACCCUGACGAAGAGGCUCUGCGAAGAUCCAGCACCCCUAUUGAGCAUGCUCCAGUGUGCACCAGCCAGGCCUCUACCCCGCUGCUGCCUGCUUCUGCCCAGCCGCCUGCUGCUGCCUCUCCCAUUGCGGCCUCGCCAACCCUGGCCACAGCUGCUGCUGCCCAUGCUGCUACUGCCUCUGCUGCAGGUCCUGCCUCAAGCCCUGUGGAGAGUCCGAGGCCACAGGCCUCUGCCUACAGCCCCGCGGCAGCCUCUUCUCCAGCACCCUCUGCCGACACCAGCUACAGUGAGGGUCCAGCUGCCCCUGCACCCAAGCCCCGAGUCGUAACCACUGCCAGCAUCCGGCCUUCUGUUUACCAGCCAGUGCCUGCAUCUACCUACAGCCCGUCCCCAGGAGCCAAUUACAGUCCCACUCCCUAUACCCCCUCCCCUGCUCCUGCUUACACCCCCUCCCCUGCUCCUGCUUACACCCCCUCCCCUGCUCCCACCUAUUCCCCCUCCCCUGCACCAGCUUAUACCCCGUCCCCUGCUCCAAACUAUAACCCCACACCAUCAGCAGCCUACGGUGGGGGCCCUGCUGAGUCUGCCAGCCGCCCACCCUGGGUGACCGAUGACAACUUCUCUCAGAAGUUUGCUCCUGGAAAGAGCACUACCUCUGUCAGCAAGCAGACCCUGCCCCGGGGAGCUCCAGCCUACAACCCAACAGGUCCACAGGUGACCCCUCUCACCAGGGGCACCUUCCAGAGAGCUGAGCGCUUCCCAGCCAGCAGCCGGGCUCCCCUCUGUGGGCACUGCAACAAUGUCAUCAGGGGCCCUUUCCUGGUAGCCAUGGGUCGCUCUUGGCAUCCAGAAGAGUUCAACUGUGCCUACUGCAAGAACUCCCUGGCAGAUGUGUGCUUUGUGGAGGAGCAGAACAAUGUUUACUGCGAACGGUGCUACGAGCAGUUUUUUGCCCCACUCUGUGCCAAGUGCAACACCAAGAUCAUGGGGGAAGUGAUGCACGCUCUGAGACAGACGUGGCAUACCACCUGCUUCGUCUGUGCAGCCUGCAAGAAACCUUUUGGAAACAGCCUCUUCCACAUGGAGGAUGGAGAGCCGUACUGUGAGAAAGACUACAUCAAUCUGUUCAGCACCAAGUGUCACGGAUGUGAUUUUCCUGUGGAAGCUGGCGACAAGUUUAUUGAAGCCCUGGGCCACACCUGGCAUGACACCUGCUUCAUCUGUGCGGUCUGCCAUGUGAAUCUGGAGGGUCAGCCAUUCUACUCCAAGAAAGACAAACCACUGUGCAAGAAGCAUGCACAUGCCAUCAACGUGUAGGGGCCCAGAGUGGCUGGUGCGGGCCAGGCCUGGGCUGCUCCUGCUACCGACAAUGAAGGAGUCAAAGAAGCUGAUGUUUCUUCUGGGGGGAGAGGGGGAGGGGGAGAGGAAUGAUUGAGCCUUUUGAAGUCUAAUUUUAGUCUUUUCUUGUACACACAGAUUAUGUAUUUGCAUAGUUCAGACUAGAAGCCAAAAGAAGAUUCUAAACCCA